CACCGACACAUUCGGCCCCAGGAUAUGUGGCCAAUUCGCAAGAAUUAGCCGACAAAGAACACACGAACAAUUCCGGUUCGGUUUGCCCGUGUUUUUACGCGCCUAAAUUUUACUUCAAUACGCAUACAAAUUUUUUCCUCCCAAACUUUCCUUUCACACUUCAAUUCACUUUAAUUCAAUGCCAAUCGCCCACUUUCAAAUUCGCAGAUCCAUUUGAAAUCCCUUCCUUCAAGUUCCACCAUCCGGUUCUCGCAAUUGUUCGCUGCCUCCAUAUCCUACAGGAACAAUCGGGUCGGCGCUUUCUUCCCUUUGGCUUUGGUUCACAUCAAGAUGGAGAUUUCGGAAGUGAAGAAUGCAGAUUCUUCGCAAUGCAUGCGAGUCGCAGUUAACAUUCGGCCUUUGAUUACGUCCGAGCUCCUACUCGGCUGUACGGAUUGCAUUUCCGUCGUUCCCAGCGAACCUCGGGUGCAAAUCGGGUCCCAUUCAUUCACCUAUGAUUAUGUUUAUGGCGGCAUGGGCUUGCCUUGUUCUGCUCUCUAUGAUGAUUGUGUUGCUCCUCUUGUUGAUGCGCUAUUCCAUGGAUACAAUGCCACAGUUCUUGCAUAUGGCCAGACGGGGUCUGGGAAAACAUACACGAUGGGGACUAACUAUACAGGGGAAGAAAGUAAUGGUGGAAUUAUACCUAAAGCAAUGGAAAGUAUAUUCCGAAGGGUUGAGGCGAUGAAAGAUUCCACAAAAUUUUUUAUCAAAGUAUCAUUCAUUGAGAUAUUCGAGGACAAAGUGUUUGAUUUGCUUGACCCAAAUUCAUCGGUCUUCUCUAAAGCUGAAGGGGCAUCUUUUGCAAAGCCCACAAUGCACGCAAGAGUUCCCAUACGAAUAAGAGAAACGAUGAAUGAAGGAAUAACACUUGUUAGUGUGACUGAGGUAGAAGUUAUGACAAAAGAAGAGAUGGCGACACAGCUAUCUCGAGGUUCUCAUUCUCGUGCCACUAAUCUUACAAAUAUGAAUAGUCAGUCAAGUCAGUCACAUGCUAUCUUUACAAUUACAAUGGAACAAAACAAAAUUUCUCACUGCCUGGCUGGAGCAAUAAAUGAUGACCUUGGUGAUGAUAUCUUACGUGCAAAACUACAUUUAGUCGAUCUUGCUGGUUUUGUACGUGCAAAAAGAACAGGUGCAGAUGGAAGGCGUUUCAAGGAAGGCAUACAUAUCAAUAAGGAUCUACAAGCUCUUGGCAAUGUGAUAAGUGCUUUGGGAGAUAAGAAAAAGAGGAAAGAAGGAGGCCAUGUUCCAUAUCGUGAUAGCAAGUUAACGCACUUGUUACAGGAUUCUCUUGGAAGGAGCAGCAAAACAGUCAUGAUUGCUUGUGUCAGUCCUGCUGAUAUAAAUGUUGAGGAAACAAUAAACACUCUGAAGUAUGCAGAUCGUGCUCAUAACAGUCAGAACAAGGCAGUUAUCAACCGUGAACCAAUGGCAGCUCAGGAGCAGAGAAUGAGGAGCUCAAAUAUUUCAUCGACUUCUGAUGAUGGUGCUCAAAAGUUGAAUAUCCUGGAGGCACAGGUUGCUCAACUUUUGAAACAAAUACAUAGAACCGACAAGGCAGCGAAACGAUUUCUAGAAUCUCGAAAGGCUUCCUCCUCAUGCGAAACUUCCAGUGCUGAAAAUGGAAAUGGUCCUGGAAUUCAGACACUGAUGCAGGCAAUUGAACAUUGGCUUGAAGUCACCGUGCGGGUAUAUAAAGUAUGUGCUGAGUAUGAGCGUCAAUUGGAAGAAGAGAAGGAUUCAGAUAUAAGAGACUUGAAGGAAAAGACAGUAAAGCUCAGUAGCUAUGGCAGGCAGUUGGAGAUGCAAAAACCAAACCCUCAACAACUGGUGAAGUCGUAGGAUCACAGGAGCUCCAUUUUCUUAUUGGAGGACAUGGAUACGUCUGAGUCUGCUGUUCUUGCUCCACCAAGUCCUCAUAAAAGAACAUCGGAAGAGAAAGAGAAUAAUGACCUUUGAAGUGGAUCGUUGAUAUGGAGUCCUGAUUGUUGAUAUUUGUACCAACAUUGUGAACUUUUUUCUUUUAAAUCAUUAGAUGUAUGAAACUGCCUUAAAUCCAUGGACUAAGUUUUUAGCUGAUUCGUUGAGGAAAGGAUUUUGGUAUCAAACAAUCCACAAAUAUUGUGGCUAGUCAGCUUUAAUUUGAUCACUUCGAGCCACCUUUUAUGGCGUAUGAUUAUGAAA
Messenger RNA from Juglans regia (Persian walnut), 2223 nucleotides. Its product is annotated as kinesin-like protein KIN-4C. Gene Ontology annotation, biological process: mitotic spindle organization; microtubule-based movement. Lineage: Eukaryota; Viridiplantae; Streptophyta; Magnoliopsida; Fagales; Juglandaceae. The transcript has 15 exons. Gene Ontology annotation, molecular function: microtubule binding; ATP binding; microtubule motor activity. The coding region runs from base 331 to 1881 and encodes 516 amino acids. The record is from RefSeq and is a predicted model, not a curated record.